CAUUUAUUCCAGAAGAUCAAAAUAGCGUUUUCUUCAAUGAGACGAAAGCGAGAUUAGUCCACAUUGAAAUAUAUACGAAUUCGACAAUCGAAAAUCGAUUGGCAAAAGUGGCCAUCCUGUUUGUGGCUUCCGCCAACUGAUUAACUUUCGCUGUAUCUAGUACUAGCUAGUAGCUCCUACUGACCAAGAAUGCAUGCACCUCAAAAGCGAGAGUCAAGACCGGUCAAGACCCAUGGACUAGCCUCUUCAUCUGAAAUCAACCAUGUCGGCGGAUGAGGUCAUCUUCCAACCGUGCCCGUUCUGUCCCACCUUUUGGCCGGAUUUGUCUCAGCAUGUGGCACUACACCCCGAACUGCAUUUCCAAUGUUUCCGUUGUAUCCGCUCCAAUAUCCGGGGCACCUCGCCCUUAUUCAUGUCUUAUUACGAGCUGGGGGACCAUUUGCGGUUGGAACACAAUGUCUUCUCUCACCAGAUGCAUCGGGACACGAUCCCACCUUUGGAUGGACGCCAAAUCGUUUGUCUGCGUUGUCCCACUCGAUUCUUUGCUCGAAGUUUGGAGGCCAUUAUUCAUCAUUACGAUAGAUGUCAUCCUGAAGAAGGGCUGAAAUUUGAGCUUGAGGACAUUAGCACUCGAUCUUACGAGGGUGAGUUUGAAAUGAAAUGUCGAUUUUGUGACUUCGUGACGAACCACUUUCCCAAAUGGUUGGCUCACUUCCCCAUGACUUAUGAGAGAUGCGUCAAUCUCUCCCAACGAUUACUGGACCAGACCCAACCCUAUUUCAUUGACGCCUCAGAAUGCAAAGCGCCCAAAGAAUACAAGCCCUCCCCACCAAGUCCAGAGCACAAAAGUGGAAAAAAGCUAAUAUUUUCCGAAGAUACCAAGAUUGAUGACAAGGACACCUUCCGGCCUAAUAUUAAAGUGACCCUCAUCGACAAAGAGCCCGAAACUAGAGUGAAGGAAGGAAAUGCUCCGGACUAUUGCUUGGCUUGUGAUCUAAUCAUUCCGAAUUGUGAAGACAUGGAUAAGCAUUUGCGAUCUCUUGAGCACCAGACUCAAUCUGUCACGAUCAACUUGCUUUAUUGCAAUAUCUGUUUCAUCGCCUUUCCUGGCUGCAAUCGUGAUCAAUUUGAUCUUCAUUUGCACUCCAAAGAACACCAUGCCAACUUGGACCAUAUGGUGAACACAAGCAAUCAUUUUCCAUUUCCCAGCGGAUCCCAAUCGCCUAAAAAGAGAUCCAGGUCUCCAAGCCCAUCUUCGUACCCGACCGGAUCUUUAAGCUAUAAGAAGAUUAAAAUAGCUCCGGAAUUCAAUCUCGCUUGGCACCGCAAGUACUUGUGCCGAAUUUGCGAAAGGGCUUGUCCGACCGCAUUUUCCUUACAGCAACAUUUCCUUGGACGAAGUCAUCACUCUGCUAUGGAAAAGACCAAAUCAAAAAGAUUCUAUAUGAUAUGCUCGAUCUGUUUCCCGCUCAAAUUGACGGUGAACAUUAGCGAAUUUUUCGAGCACGUACAAAGCAAACGGCACUUGGAUCGUUUAGACUUCUUGAAUAGCAUGGAACAGAGCGCAAACGUGAAACGGCCAACUGUCUCCUAUAAUGUGCCAAAGUCUUUGUCCCAUUAUCUACCUCCCUCUAACGAAAUUCCUACUCCCAGAUUUACUUGCUUUUUCUGUGACAAGCUCAAAGACGAAUCUCGCGAUGCUUCAAAUCACCUUGUGCUAUCUCAUCCUAAAGAACUGUUUCAAUGCAAGACAUGUUCCCUCUGCUGCUCGUCCCUGAAAGCCAUGCAAAUUCAUUUCAAGAGCGGCCAUGUCAAAACCAAAUUUGGACGCGAUGACAUUAUCUCGAUACCGCGACAUUUCUACUACACCCUCUGUCGGGAAUGUGAGCCUCCCAGAAAAUUUGGAGGUGCGAAUAGGAGAAUGGUCGAGGAUCACUUAAAGCAUGAGCAUCAUCAUCGGAAGCCAAAUGCGCAUCGUUUAUGGGUGCGAUGUCGUCUUUGUUGCAAGGAUUUCAAGAGCGUCUUCGUCUUCGAUGACCAUCCGUGCAUGAAAGCAUUUGUAGGCAAGAGUCGAAUCUCCUUGGUAGUUCUGGAGGCGGUUAUUCGAAACGCUUGAAUGCCGCCGGUAUGUAGAACCCAUUUCACUGAGUAUUGUAUUGAUCGGAUGUUUUUAAUAAUGAAGGAACUGGAAGUGCG
Messenger RNA from Tigriopus californicus, 2196 nucleotides. RefSeq lists its product as uncharacterized. The transcript has 3 exons. Lineage: Eukaryota; Metazoa; Arthropoda; Copepoda; Harpacticoida; Harpacticidae. The coding region runs from base 263 to 2116 and encodes 617 amino acids. The record is from RefSeq and is a predicted model, not a curated record.